CUUAUAAUGGUACGGCAUGGAGAAAGCGAUUGGAAUAGAAAAAAUUUGUUUUGUGGUUGGUAUGAUGCCAAGCUAAGUUUAAAAGGCGCAGAAGAAGCUGUAUCGGCUGGGAAAACGCUAAAAGAACUUUGUUACCAGUUUGAUAUCGCCCACACUUCUGUCUUGAAGAGGGCCAAGGACACUCUGAGUACCAUUUUAAAUCAAGUAGAACAGACAAACAUCCCAGUGCACUCAAAUUGGCGACUUAACGAGCGGCAUUAUGGGGGUCUGACCGGCCUCAACAAGUCUGAGACCGCGAAGAAGUAUGGCGAAGACAAGGUCAAAUUGUGGAGGCGAAGUUUCGAUAUCCCACCUCCACCAAUGGAGGUUGAUCACCCUUACUACGAUCAUAUAAAAAAUAGCUCCAGUUACACAGACGGUCCCUCCGAGUGUGAGUUCCCAACUCACGAAUCGUUAAAAAUGACAAUUGAAAGGACACUGCCGUAUUGGGAUAGCGUUAUCGUCCCUCAGAUCAAAAAAGGUUGUCGAAUUAUAAUAGCAGCUCAUGGGAAUAGCCUAAGGGGUAUAAUAAAACAUUUAGACAAUAUCUCAGACGAAGGGAUUAUGGGGUUGAACUUACCGACGGGCAUACCAUUUGAAUAUACGCUCGACGAGAAUUUGAAACCCCUGGUUUCCAUGAAGUUUUUAGGUGACGAAGAAACCGUCAAAAAGGCGAUGGACUCCGUAGCUUCUCAGGGAAAAGCAAAAUGA
Diuraphis noxia (Russian wheat aphid) is the source of this 750-nucleotide messenger RNA. RefSeq names its product phosphoglycerate mutase 2-like. Gene Ontology annotation, molecular function: intramolecular phosphotransferase activity. The record is from RefSeq and is a predicted model, not a curated record. Gene Ontology annotation, biological process: glycolytic process. NCBI's taxonomy places the organism in Eukaryota, Metazoa, Arthropoda, Insecta, Hemiptera, Aphididae.